Messenger RNA from Acomys russatus (golden spiny mouse), 1208 nucleotides. RefSeq names its product activating transcription factor 1 (gene Atf1). Gene Ontology annotation, molecular function: DNA-binding transcription factor activity, RNA polymerase II-specific; protein binding; RNA polymerase II cis-regulatory region sequence-specific DNA binding. Gene Ontology annotation, biological process: regulation of transcription by RNA polymerase II. Lineage: Eukaryota; Metazoa; Chordata; Mammalia; Rodentia; Muridae. The record is from RefSeq and is a predicted model, not a curated record. Gene Ontology annotation, cellular component: ATF4-CREB1 transcription factor complex; nucleus. The transcript has 6 exons.
GGGCGAUCAUGCCGGCGCAGACGCCCCUCGCGGCCGGGAGACGGUAGUCCGGGACAGUCGGCUCUCAGGUUACAGCGCGUCCUCCCCGCCUCGGACCCCAGGGGCCGGCGCCACCCCGCCGCGGUGUGCGGCUGGGACGCGAGGAGGAGCGCGGUCGGCGCCGCCUGGGACGGGGGAGUGGACGUUCCCGCCCCGGGCAGCGGCCAGGCGGCUCCGCAGUUUAUUAUGGAAGAUUCCCACAAGAGCAACACUUCCGAGACUGCAUCUCAGCCUGGCUCCACAGUUCCGGGAACUCACAUUUCUCAGAUAGUCCAUCAGGUGUCGUCUCUGUCAGAGAGUGAGGACUCUCAGGACUCGUCUGACAGCAUUGGCUCCUCACGGAAAGCUCACGGGAUCCUGGCCCGCCGCCCGUCGUACAGGAAAAUUUUGAAAGACCUCUCUUCUGAAGACACACGGGCCAGAAAAGGAGACGGAGAAAACCCUGGCAUUUCUGCUGUUACUUCUAUGUCUGUCCCAGCCCCCAUCUAUCAGACCAGCAGUGGACAGUACAUUGCCAUUGCCCCAAACGGAGCCUUACAGUUGGCCAGCCCAGGCACAGACGGGGUCCAGGGACUGCAGACAUUAACCAUGACAAACUCAGGCAAUACUCAGCAAGGUACAAUCCUCCAGUAUGCGCAGACCUCUGAUGGACAGCAAAUACUCGUCCCGAGCAACCAGGUGGUUGUCCAGAGUAAGUGUGCUUCAUUGUCUCCAGGCGGGCCACGGUCCUUCUGAGCAUCGCAUGACCACUAACUCCUGCCUUGCUCUGCAGCUGCCUCAGGAGACGUGCAGACCUACCAGAUCCGCACCACACCAUCUGCCACGUCACUGCCACAGACUGUGGUGAUGACUUCUCCUGUGACACUCACAUCCCAGACAACGAAGACUGAUGACCCCCAACUGAAAAGAGAAAUCCGGCUGAUGAAAAACAGAGAAGCCGCCCGAGAAUGCCGCCGGAAGAAGAAAGAGUACGUGAAGUGCCUGGAGAACCGCGUGGCCGUUCUUGAAAAUCAGAAUAAGACUCUAAUAGAAGAGCUAAAAACUCUGAAGGAUCUUUAUGCUCAUAAAAGUGUUUGAUUCUUUAAAGAGAAAGUAUUUUUGUGGACUUGCUUAAAAACUAGGUGGAUUUCUUUUAGUGGAGUUCUAUAAAUUCAAAAGUCAAAGCAGCC